AUGAACUCCUUUAUUGUUGAUAGCUCCAAGCCGGCUACGUCAACAUUUACGUGCCACACCUGUGGAAUAAAGUUUGCCGCAGCUGAUCUUCAAAGGCAACAUAUGAAGACAGAUUGGCACAGGUAUAAUUUAAAGAGAAAGGUGGCCCAGCUUCCUUCAAUCAGCUCUGAUGUAUUUGCGGAGAAGAUAUUAGAUUCUCAAAGGCGAGCUGAAGAGCAGCCAGAAGUUGAUGAGUUUGGAUUUGUUAUCGAUACUAAGAGAGGGGGAAAACGGACACUGUUUACCAAGAAACUUGAAGAACGGACAAGAAGAGGGAGGACUUUUGAGGCCUCUGUUCGUGAGUCAAGAACCGAAAGCCCUUACUCUGUAACGUCUCAUCUUUCUGAGUUCUCGUUAGGAGACUCGAUGGCAGAAACGUUCUCAAAUGCUGAGACAGGAUCUGAGCUCAAUUAUACGGAAUCUGAUUUCACGGACUUGGAUGGCAUGUAUGAGCUUGAUUCAGAGACUGAAUCAUGGGAGGAAGAUAUGUCUGAGACUGAGAGUCUCGAGAACGUGGAUAUAAUGCCAAUAUCACAUUGUUUCAUUUGUGGGCGGAAUAAUCAUAAUGCGGAAGAGAACGCUAGACACAUGUUCAGCAGUCAUGGUCUAUACAUACCUAAAAGAUCAUAUCUUUCGGACUUAGAUGGACUACUAACCUACAUAAGUGAGAUAAUUACUAUUUACAACGAAUGCCUUGUUUGUAACUUUCAAGGGAAGAGUUUGAUCAGUAUAAGGCAACAUAUGUGCUCAAAAGGUCAUUGCAAGCUUCCUUAUGAGACUAAGGAAGAAAAACUUGCGAUUGCACAAUUCUACAACUUUGAUUCUCAUACAUCUUUGACACAUCUACCAAUCCACAGUCGGAAGCAUGUUUCUUUCGAGGAUCAAGGAGAAGAGGUAAUAGUUAAUGUUUUACCCGAUCUGCCAACACUGGCGGACUCAAUAAGAGAUCCCAUAUCUAAUGAUAAUUACUCCCUAGUGCAUGUGGACCCGACUGGCGUAGAAUUGACCUUGCCUACAGGGUCUCGAAUAGGUCACAGAUCUAUGGUUCGAUACUACCGUCAAAAUGUUGCUCUUCCUAGAGAAAAUUCAGAGUCCCAAAGAACAGUUGCAGUUGCCGAUAGACGCUUUGCGCCUGGAUUGACUCUGCGUGAAGUAAUCAAACAACAGGCGCAGACUCAAAAGCAGAUCCAAGUUGCACGCAAUAUAUAUGAGAGAAAAUCAAAGCCAGCGAGGAUAAACUUCCAACGCCAUUACAGAGACGAGCUUUUGGGUCCUAUGUAA
Priceomyces carsonii is the source of this 1320-nucleotide messenger RNA. RefSeq lists its product as uncharacterized. The coding region runs from base 1 to 1320 and encodes 439 amino acids. Lineage: Eukaryota; Fungi; Ascomycota; Pichiomycetes; Serinales; Debaryomycetaceae. The record is from RefSeq and is a predicted model, not a curated record. Gene Ontology annotation, cellular component: preribosome, large subunit precursor. Gene Ontology annotation, biological process: ribosomal large subunit biogenesis. The transcript has a single exon.